This is a messenger RNA of Oryctolagus cuniculus (rabbit), 2355 nucleotides long. The record is from RefSeq and is a predicted model, not a curated record. NCBI's taxonomy places the organism in Eukaryota, Metazoa, Chordata, Mammalia, Lagomorpha, Leporidae.
GUAAGUACAACUUCAGGAAUAUUAUGAUUCUUACCCUCAUACUUACUCUCCCACUCCCAACCCUCCUCUUCCUCCCUCUCCCAUUCCCAGUCCCAUUCUCAGUUAAGAAAAAAAGCCAAUAAACUAUUCCUUGAAUAUGGCACAGGGGGCUGGCACUGUGGUGUAGCAGGUAAAACCACCACCUGCAGUUCCAGCAUCCCCUAUGGGUGCCAGUUCGAGUCCCAGCUGUUCCACUUCUGAUCCAGCUCUCUGCUAUGGCCUGGGAAAGCAGCAGAAGAUGGUUUGGGUCCUUGGGUCCUUGCUUCCACGUGGGAGACCCAGAGGAAGCUCCUGGCUUAGGACUGGCACAGCUCUAGCCAUUGUGGCCAAUUGGGAAGUGAACCAGCAGAUGGAAGACCUCGCUCUCUCUCUCUCUCUCCAGACUCUCCCUCUCCUUCUCUCUCUCUGUAACUCUGACUUUUAAGUAAAUAAAUAAGUCUUUUAAAAAAAGUGACACAGUAUUAGAACCAAAUUCUCAAUAUAAAAAUCACAAGCAAUUUGACCUUUGCCCCUAAUAUUGCUGUUCAUUAUCAUAAACUAUAUGGAUGGAAAGUAGCAUUUCAUUCACCUUUUAAAUUAAAUUCUUUUUCUCACCAGAGGCACUAAAUACUGUUUCCUAUGUCCAUGGAUCACUUGUAUACCUACAAACACAUACAUAUCCCAAUUUAAAAUUAAGUUCAGUGUUUUACUGUUUUGCACUGGCCCCAGAAGCCAGUGGAGUGGCAGCACCAGGUCGAGGCUGCCCCCUGCCUGUCACCUCCCUGCAACCAUGUGCCUGAGCCCAGGGGAUAGGGGCACAUGUGGCCCAUGGGUCGAGCCUCACCAGGGCCCAAGCCACCUGGAGACACAGCCCACUAUCUCCUGAGCCCAGGGGAAAGCUGUGGGGCUGCCCUGCUGGGAGGGGGCGGCUGUGCUCCCUGGGGGGCGCCCUCCUUCCCACUUCCUGGCCCUCCUGCUGCCUAGUUCUGCUGAGUCCAGGCCGCAGGAGAAAGUGGUGCAAGAAGCACUGCCCGGCGUUGGGGCGUCCUCCAUGGCCCGGAGGAUGGAGUCUUGGCCAACCAGGAGUGAGAGCAAGGGCCGCCUCGGAGGGGGAGGGGCUUCUGGGCGGAGUCUGGAGGAAGAGGAAGGAAUGUCCGGGAGCGGAAGGGGCGGGGCUUAGCCUGGUGCACAUGCGCGGCAGUUGUUGGGCGACAGUUACUGUGAGCCGAGAGGUUGAAAACCGCGAAGCUCCUCCGUUGCAUGGUGGCUAGACUGCCACAUUUCUUCCUAUUUUGCUGCAGAGGUGGCUGAAAGCCCCUGACAGCCUUGCUUAUGGAGAAAUUUUUCUCCUGGUCUGUUAGCAAGCUUGCGAGAAAGCGCGCUCGGACGGUUACGGAGUUCGAGAAAAAGCGCUUGAAGAUGCGGCCGCAUUUUGGAUACCGCCUGCUCUACUGGGAGCUCGGUGCCAUUCACAGAGCUGCCAGCGCGGGCAAUGUGGCCGCAGUGGAGAAAAUGCUGAUUUGCAGAAGAAGCGGUGUAUGACGUGGACCACAAGAGCAGGACCGCUCUGCACUGGGCCUGUGCAAAAGGCCACCAAGACGUGGUAGCUUUCCUCAUAAGCCAAAGAUGUCUACUUGAUCCGCAAGAUAAAAGGGCUGCAACACCGCUGAUAAAGGCUGUACAGUGUCCCGCUGAGAACUGUGCUACACUCUUACUGGAUCAUGGGGCUGAUCCAAAUAUUGAGGAUGAAAUUGGCAACACUGCUCUCCACUAUGUGGCCUACGGAGAAAUAUAAGAAUGGCCGAAAAGCUGCUUUCCAGCAAUGCAGAUAUCGAAAAGAAAAAUAAGACUGGCCUCACACCACUGUUAGUGGCUAUUCAACAAAACCAAGAAACUAUGGUCAAAUUUUUAAUAUUACAGAAUGCAGAUGUUUUUGCAGUUGAUAAUCUAAACAGAACAUCCCUCAUGUUUGCGGGACGGUAUAGUACGGAAAACAUAGUACACAUGCUUCUUGAACUAGGGGUUGAUGUGCUUUCUGAAGACAUUGCUGGACAUUCUGCUAGGGAUUAUGCUCUUCAAAAACGUAAUAUGCAAAAUUACCAACUCAUUUCGUUGUUUCGAGAAAAUGCUGCACUUGAGAAGAUUGUAAAUACAAAUCCAGAUGAUGAGCAUUCUAAAGAAUAUAGAAAAAGGCUUUUGGAAAUACCUGAUGUUAAUCAUGAACUGCUUAUAUCAUAUGAGAAAGGCCUCAAUUCAUUUGCCAAGGUAAAAUGCUCUAUUAUGGAAUUAAUUUCUUGCUCCGAGUUUUUGUUGACUCUAUGUCUACUCCCACUUUAA